Molecule: messenger RNA, 1778 nt
Organism: Panicum hallii
Lineage: Eukaryota; Viridiplantae; Streptophyta; Magnoliopsida; Poales; Poaceae
Product: CTD small phosphatase-like protein 2-B
Exons: 7
Coding region: 204-1538 (444 amino acids)
Molecular function (GO): phosphoprotein phosphatase activity
Source: RefSeq, a predicted model, not a curated record
ACCGGCCCCUCAUAAUACUCUUCCCCUCUCGCGAUUUGGGUACUCCCCUCUCGCCUCCGCGCACAGGUUUCCUCCCCCUCUCCUCUCUCCUCCUCCUCCGCUCCAGGGAGAGAGAGAGAGAGAGAGAUACCUGCUGCGACCUCGAGUAUCAUUUCGUGAACACACAAAGAGUGUUGAUUUGCUGAACAAGUGCAGUGGUCAAGAUGCCUGCACUGAGAAUGAAGAGGAUGCUUGAAGAUACUGAUUUUGCUAAUGAGUUCAGCACCAAGGCCGUUAAAUCCAUGAAAAUUUCGCAUUUUCAUGUCAGUGAGUUACAGCAGUCCGCUCUGCUGAACUCGGCAGAUGAAGCUCCUCUAGAUGAGUCGGAUCCAACUAUUCAGCUUGGUGACCAGGAUAUUAGGAUAAUGGAAGCUUCUGGCUUGCAUGAUCUGCAUGGAGGGAAAUCCAUUGGUGUGUUCAAGGAUUUAACAUCUGGGGUGGAAGUUUCACCAAAUACCGAGGCUGAUUCCUCUGCUAAUUAUUAUGACAAUGAGUCUCUGUUACAUGUACUAAAUUAUGUAAACAAAGAGUUUGCAGAUGAAGGUGUAGAUUGUUCAGCCCAGAAUUUCUGUGCUGUUGGUAAUCAUGAGGCAAGCUGGGGUCCGAAUCAGUGUUGCAACCUGCUGGAUAUUUGCAGUUCAGAUGAUGAUUUCCGUUUCUUGCUGGAUAAUCCAACCGAUCUUCCUAGUUAUACUGGAUUUUGUGACGAAAUUGUAUCGAUUGAUGCAUUGAUGAAAGUGAGCAGCAGAUGUGGUGUGUUUCCACUUAUUGACAGCGCCUCAGAAGCCAGUGUUGAUAAUAAGCCAUGCUCAUCUGAGGUGGAUUUGUGCUUUAGUAAUUCUGAGGUGUUAGAGUGGCUUAAUCCACACCUAUCCGAAGAGGAUUUACCAGAUCUUGUUGAUUUUGCUGAGUUGGCUUCAAAUGAUGUUCCUGCAAUAAAAGAGCAAGGGACCAGGAAGGUCACACUUGUACUUGAUUUGGAUGAAACCCUUGUUCAUUCAACUAUGGAGCAAUGUGAUGACGCUGAUUUCACUUUUCCUGUGUUUUAUGAUAUGAAAGAGCAUGUGGUGUAUGUGAAAAAGAGACCACACGUCCACAUGUUCCUCCAAAAGAUGGCUGAGAUGUUUGAGGUAGUGAUAUUCACAGCCAGCCAAAGUGUGUACGCAAACCAGUUGCUUGACAUGCUGGAUCCAGAGAACAGACUUUUCUCCAAGCGAUUUUUCCGGGAAUCAUGUCUAUUCACAGACAGCGGCUACACAAAAGAUCUGACUGUUGUUGGAGUUGACCUUGCGAAGGUUGCCAUAAUUGACAACACUCCACAGGUUUUCCAGCUCCAAGUGAACAAUGGUAUACCAAUAGAGAGUUGGUAUAACAACCCUGCAGACGAGGCGUUACCUCAGUUGAUCCCUUUCCUGGAGAUCCUUGCUGUCGCGGAUGACGUCCGGCCUAUCAUUGCCAAGAAGUUUGGCAACACUAUAGAUAGUUGCUUAAGUUUUUGAAUAAGUUUAGAGUUAGUCUUGUUUGAUCACAUAGUGGAACAAGAACCUACAUGACAUGUUAACAGGACUAGUGGGACUUGAUUUUCUCUUUACAGCAAGUUGGUUUCAUAGGAUGAAGAGUCUUGAUGCGGGGCAAUUUCUUAGAACUGUACAUAUCCUCAAUUUUGUUUUUGUUUUUGUCUUUGUACAUAGAAUGCUACUGGAAAUGAAAGACUGAAAGUGAAUCUCCUUGCAAAGUUU